Molecule: messenger RNA, 2466 nt
Organism: Toxoplasma gondii ME49
Lineage: Eukaryota; Apicomplexa; Conoidasida; Eucoccidiorida; Sarcocystidae
Exons: 3
Coding region: 1-2466 (821 amino acids)
Molecular function (GO): calcium ion binding
Source: RefSeq, a predicted model, not a curated record
AUGGGCAACAGCGGAAGCAGUCAGGCCCCCGUCUGGGUGGCGCCCACGAGCAUCACAGCCUCCUCAAGUCCGCUUGGAGUGUUGAGGCGCCUGACGACAACGAGUGCUGUGAAUUGUAUCGGGAGGUACCGGUCACAGUCGCAGACGUUGCACAUUUUUGACUCCGGUUCUCUAGAAGAUUUGUGCGACGAUCUUGCCUCUGAAUGCAAGCAGUUUGCCGACCCGGUCUUUCGCCGUCAGCUCAUUGCACUUUUCACCGGCAAAAAAUCGCGGAACUCGUACGCGCAUGACUCGAGCACAGUUUCUCGCGGAUCAACGGUUUCGCCCGCUGCAGGACCGGCCGUGUCUGUGUCAUCUCAAAGUGCCAAAGACGCAAGUCUUCCGGGGGACGAGGCCGAUUACACCCCGCCAGUUCAGGUGGACAGCCUCGCGGUCAUUUCUUCACUCUUGUUCCUAUCUGAUGGCACACUUGCUGAGAAGGUGGAGCACUGUGGUCGACUGCUUUGUUGGACACAGGAGCUCGAAGUCGAGCCUGCCGCCGUGUUUCUCCUCUUGGCUGCCGUUGUCCGCGGGGUUGCGUUGCUGAUAGAGGAACCGCCUCCGUCCGUGUUGCUGCUCGGCGAGGUUCUGACUCGUCUGGGAAGAAAGGCAAUCGUCAUCACGACUUCAGCCAAAUUCAGGAUUGAGGCCAACGGACAAGAGCAGCCAAGCACUGACACGCAGCCCGCGAAUCAGCUGUUGCUCAGACAGUUAGGUGGCGUGUCGGCUGCCGGGCCGCAUUCCUCGUUUUUCUCUGGGCUGCCGUCCUGUGUCUCCGACACACUGCACAAGUUCGACGGGCAAGUAUGGACAAGCGAGAGUGUGUGGGAGGCGCUCGCCGAGGACGCCGCCGUACAAGCGUACCACGAUCGGGUGACUCAAGUGUUCUUUUUGGAACAAAUUGAGGAGCGCUUAGCCACUCUGUCCAGCAACUUCAAGCGAGUGCUGCAGCGGGUAUGCAAUCCGGAAGCCUACCGCGCUGAACAGCGGGCGAAUGCCGCAGCCUCACAGCAGCAGCGUGGAAGCAGGGCAUCUCGACUCUCGAAAUUGAGUGCAGGUUCGGGGGGGGGAUCUUUGCAUGACCUCACACCGCUGAGUUGGCGGCAAGUGCAGCUGCUGCUGAGAUGCUGCGACGCGAAAGCCGUCAGCGCGCUACUCCUCGACGAAAUGCAGUUUGAGGCCACUGUAGCUUGUCAGGAGGUAGGCAUCCGGUGGAAAAAGUGGGUAGACGAACCGCUGCGGGAGUCGCUCGACGACGAGGAAUUAAGUGUCGAAAUCCUGGGAACCACGGAAGCGUCAGCGCCGACACAUAAACAGACAAAUGCCGACAAAAAUCUCACAUCUACCGGUCAAACGGGAAACUCCACAACAACGGCGAAUGUCGGCAAACCUGCUUCCGCUCUGUCCGCCGGUGAGGCUGAAACAGGUUUACCGGUGAACGCUGCUGCCUCUGCGUCUGGAAGAGACGGACUUGCGGACACUCCGGGAGGGCGCGAGACUGCGGGGAGUUCAUCGAGUUCAGCUUCGAGGCAAUCGGACGGUGGCGACACGAAUGAGGGCGCUGGAGGGGAGAGUGCGACUUUCGCGAAACCCACGUGGAAGUUUGUGCCGAGCAGCGGUCCCUGUGUUUGGUCAGACGAUCUGCAAAUGUUUGUCACGCCGCUGCUGGCUUUCUCCGCGAUCGACUGCCACGGGGAGGGGGUCAUUUCGUCGCGAAACCUAGACUUGCUGUUCAAUUUCCUAAAACAACUCGAUCCUGUGCAUGGUGGCUUCUACAGUCGCCUCGAAAAAGUCCUCGCCGCGGACACCCGGGCACUCUUCAGCAUUCCCUCAGAUGUCCCGGAUCCUUUCGCGCAACUGAGAGCCGAGUUGUCACCGGAAAAACAACAAAUCAGGCUCCUCAGAUUCGGGGUCAUCAUUGCCGUCUGCGCCGCCGUUCAAGACCGCAGACAGCACGAAACGAGCCUGAACAAUCGGUUCCGGCGAUUCGACGUAGACAAAUCUGGAUUCAUCCUCACGACAGACAUGCAGCUCCUCCUCACGGAGAUGAUUCGAAGAGCCACAGAGAUCGACGACGCGUCAACCGCAGUGGAACAAGCUUUGCAAAAUGUCGUAGACAAAUACAUGAAUCUGUUUAUCGGCCCCACUGUAGAACGGGUCGAGUACGCCACAUUCCUCAGUGCCUACGACAGAGUACGCAAAACAUCUUCAAAGUUGCGGGCCGAUAUCAUGGAACUUGCUGCCAUGUUCGCGCCGGAGCCAACGCGAAGGCAGUCACGAGCGAGGUCGGAACUCAAAAUUCGCCAGUCUUCCUCGUCGACAAGAAUUCGCGCAUCCUUGCUCCGCAAAAACAGCCGCGCAAACAAGGGAAGCAGCAGAAGUAUCGUGGGGGACGAGGGCAUUAAAAAUCUCUUCAGCAAAAAGUAG